Penicillium daleae is the source of this 1656-nucleotide messenger RNA. Its product is annotated as DNA-(apurinic or apyrimidinic site) lyase APN1. The record is from RefSeq and is a predicted model, not a curated record. The transcript is spliced from 4 exons. Gene Ontology annotation, cellular component: mitochondrion; nucleus. Lineage: Eukaryota; Fungi; Ascomycota; Eurotiomycetes; Eurotiales; Aspergillaceae. Gene Ontology annotation, biological process: base-excision repair. The coding region runs from base 1 to 1656 and encodes 551 amino acids. Gene Ontology annotation, molecular function: DNA binding; DNA-(apurinic or apyrimidinic site) endonuclease activity; zinc ion binding.
AUGCAGGCAUCAAACGCCAAGGGCAGUCACAAAAGGAACCUCAGCAAUGGGACACCAGAUAACUCUCCAUUGAGACGAUCCAAACGACAAAGGUCCACCGCCAAUCUUAAGGAGGCAUCAUCCGGUGAAGAAUCAGAACCGGAAGACAGGGUAGUGCCCACGCCGAAGAAAGCUUCCAGCGCCAAGUCAACACCCAAGGCUACCAAGUCUAAGAAGACCCAGGUUGCAUCAUCAGUCAAGAAAGAGGCUACCGAAGAAACGGAGGUUGUUUCCAGCAUCACUGCUAGCGAGAUUACAUCCGUGGUCAAGACUGAAGUAGCUUCAACGGUUCAAACGAAACCCAAAAAGGCCCGAAAGACCAAGGAAGAGAGGGAAGCCGAAGCAAUGCCUCUAGCACCUCGGUCCCAGGGGCUGAAGAUGUUUGUUGGUGCUCAUGUCAGCGCUGCCAAGGGUUUAUUCAACUCAAUCACAAAUAGUACGCAAAUUGGAGGUAACGCGUUCGCGCUCUUUCUCAAGUCACAGAGGAAAUGGGACAACCCACCUCUGCAGGAUAAUAUCCGGGAUCAGUUCCGCAAGAUGUGCGCAGAGCAGAACUAUGAUGCAGCCAAACACGUUCUCCCUCACGGGUCGUAUCUUGUCAACCUAGCCCAGAAUGACAAGGCAAAGGCCAAACAAGCAUACGACUCGUUCCUAGACGACCUCCGUCGAUGCGAAGCCCUCGGCAUCAAACUCUACAACUUCCAGUUCGUCCCUCUCCCAAUCCACCCCUCAACCCCCCAAUCCCAUGCUAAACACCCCUCCAGCCCAGGAAGCACCAACCAAACCCCACUUCCAGAAGCCCUCGCCCGUCUAGCAGACUCCCUAACCAAAGCAAUCACCGAAACAACCACCGUAAUCCCAGUCCUCGAAACAAUGUGCGGCCACGGCAACACAAUAGGCGGCUCUCUCUCCGAAUUCCGCGACUUAAUCGCCCUAAUUCCCAAAGAGCACCACCCCCGCAUCGGCAUCUGCAUCGACACAUGCCACAGCUUCGCAGCAGGCUACGACCUCGUCACUCCCGCAGGCUUCAAAGCCUUCCUAUCUGAAUUCGACGACCUAAUAGGUCUCCAGUUCCUCCGCGCCCUGCACCUAAACGACUCCAAAGCUCCGCGCGGUAGCAAACGCGAUCUCCACGCUAACAUAGGCACGGGCUUCCUGGGUCUCCGCGCGUUCCACAACGUCAUGAACGAGCCUCGUUUAGAGGGGUUGCCCAUGGUCCUGGAAACGCCUAUUGACCGUGUCCCCGGGCAAACCACUUCCUCCGCCGCAGACGACGACGCGGAUAGUUGUGCGAGCGAGUCGGAGAAGAAGGAAAAGAAAAAGCCAGUGAAGAAGGGUGCGAAACGUCCGGCUGGUGCUUCUCCGGCAACGGUUCCUGAUCCCGGCGUGUGGGCUCGCGAGAUUAAGUUGCUGGAGUCGUUGAUUGGGAUGGAUCCGGAAGGAGAGGAGUUUUUGGCUUUGGAGGCGAGACUUGCGGAGGAGGGGAGGGAAAUGAGGGAGAAGCAGAUGGAGCAGUAUGAGCGGAAGAUAGAGAGUGAGAAGAAGAAGGAGGCUAAGGCGAAGGAGAAGGGGCAGAAGAGUCUUAUGGAUAUGAUUAAGAAGGGUAAGGUGGAAUAG